This is a messenger RNA of Sphenostylis stenocarpa, 327 nucleotides long. NCBI's taxonomy places the organism in Eukaryota, Viridiplantae, Streptophyta, Magnoliopsida, Fabales, Fabaceae. The record is from the annotation of a GenBank genome assembly.
AUGGGGAACAGAGGUGUGUCAAAGUUGUUACUCCUGUUCUUCUUCUUCUUCUUCUCAACCAAUUUGGUUCCUUCCGCUCUCGCUAUCUGGCUCACUUUACCCGCCAGUGGCACCAAGUGCGUCUCCGAAGAAAUCCAACAUAACGUCGUCGUUUUGGCCGACUAUGUCAUUAUUCCCACUGAUCACUCCCACAAUCCUACCAUCGCUGUCAAGUUCUCCAAAUUUCCUGGUAUAUGCUUGUGGAGCCGGAACGGUCUAGUUGUUUGCCCUAGAGAAUGCAAUUGCCAGGCAGUUAAGGCUCGGUUUGAACUGAAAAAUCCUCAGUGA